UCGCAAUCCCAUGUUGAUGAAACGCAGUCAACCCCUCCACUGGAAAGUCUUUGUUUUGGGGAUCAUUUGCCACCUGCGUGUCGUUCAGAUCCUUCUCUCUACAAUAUGCACUUGGCUCAGAGCAAUUCAUAUGUGGCUACUGAAAUGGGAUCAACAUCAGAACUACUUGGCGAAAGUGUCCAGCUACCGUUGAUUGUGGGAAAGGAACCAUUGGAUGAUUUAACUGAAAACAACCAGGAUGUAUUGCUUGCAAGGUCUCGGAAAGCCUUACCACCGGAUAAAUUGGUUCAGCCUGAGAUGGACACGUCUAUUGAGCAUGGGGAGGUGUCUCCUUGUGAUGUGAAAGGACCUGUUUUGCAACGAUUGGAAGAACCUGAUUGUAGCCAGGCGUUUGCUAGACUUUCAGGCUCCUGGGAGCAAAUUCCUCCAGACGAUAUCACCCACUUGAAGCCAAAUAUUGGUUUUGAGAGCCCUCCAUCUCUGCCAGGUGGUGAACAGAUUGAAAAGCUUGCACUUUCUCAUACAGCCUCUCCCUUGGAUAAUACCCAGGUGCUUCCGUGUGAUUCCCAGCACCCUGCUGAUUUACAGGAUUCAGCCUCUGCUCCCUUCUCGUUUGGAGAGGGUGACCCGUUUUUGGGGUUUGCUCUGGAUAAUGACUCUCCUUGUGUUGGGGACGAGCUGGCCCGUCUCCGAGCUGUGUUUGAUGCACUGGAUAGAGAUAAGGAUGGCUUUGUGAAGAUGGAGGACUUUGUGCAGUUUGCUACUGUUUAUGGGGCUGAGCAGGUAAAAUACCUCACUGGGUACCUGGAUCCAGCUGGUCUGGGGGUUAUAAAUUUCCGUGACUUCUAUCGGGGUAUCUCCGAAAUCCAGAAUGAAGACCUGGAUAUGCAGCUGUAUGAUAUGGGAUACCCAUCUGAAGGAGAGCCGGCCUGCUCUGUGGAUUUUGAUGACCUGGCAGCAUUUGAGGUGACGGAGGUGACGGACAGCGCCUAUGUGGGCUCAGAGAGUGCUUACAGUGAGUGUGAGACAUUCACGGAUGAGGACACGGGAGGACUGGCGGCUCAGGAAGACCCAGAAACGGAGGGUGAUGGGGCAGGGUCUCGCAGACAUACAUCUGCAUCGCCUGAAGGUCUGGAGCUCUCUCUAUGUGACAUAUCUGUGGUCACAGUCGCUGGCCAAGAGGAGCAGUUUGAGGAUUUUGGUGAAGGAGCGGAACCAGACAUGUUCAACAGUCACUGCGAGGAUGAGCCGGACAGUUUCACCCAAACGUCAAACAGCACACAACGCAUCACCUCCAGUGGUGCACCUGUGUCGGAGCGCCAACUUCUAGCACCCCCACCUUGUCCAGCCCUAGGGGGCUUGUACUGCAGCCAGUGCCACAAACAUAUCAACCGCCUGGAAGACUUAUCUACCCGUCUCCGAUACCUUGAGAUGGACAGCCCCGACAAGAGGACCUGCAGCAGGAAGGAGGCCCGGAGGCUACAUAACAGCGGAUUCCUGGGGGAAGAGCCGGAGGAAGAACAGGAGACACACAUGGCGUAUGAUGAGACGGAUCUCACUGAUAAGGUGCUGUACCUAGAGCAGCGUGUGAGCGAGCUGGAGAGAGAUGCGGCCACCACAAGUGAACAACAGAACCGACUUCGACAAGAGAAUCUGCAAUUACUUCACAGGGUGCAUGCACUAGAAGAACAGCUAAAAGAUCAAGAGCUGCUGUCAGACGAGGUUCAAAGCGAAGAGACUCGCAAACACAGAGAUGAUAUGCGCAAAAUGGAGCGUGACCGCAGCUAUGAGCUGAGCAGUCUUAAAGCUAGACUUCAAGAGCUGGAGAACGAGAACACUGAUCUCCGCUCUCAGCUGCCGAGUUUCAAGGCAACAACACAGAGGCUAGAAGAGGAGAAGUAUAAAUUGCUGGAUCAGGUGGAGGACCUUCAGCGUCAGCUCCAAGACCACCUGGAUCAGAAUAGAAAACUGGGGGGAAAGCUCAGUAAGGAGCUGCACAAACAGCAGACUGAGAAAGAAAGAUGUCAGGAGGUCAUAGAAGAGCUGCGGCGGGAGCUGGAACAGAUGCAGCUCAUGCGUCUUGAAAUGGAACAGAAAAUGGGCUUGGGAAACAGCGCCGCGCUGCAGGAAUACAACAGCCGCACCAGGGAGGCUGAGCUAGAACAAGAGGUCCGACGACUUAAACAGGAACAACGGGCCCUCAAGGAGCAGAAUGAAGAACUGAAUGGACAGAUUAUUAAUCUUAGCAUCCAGGGAGCGAAAAACUUGUUCUCUACUACAUUCUCCGACUCUCUGGCUGCAGAGAUCAGCAGCGUCUCUAGAGAUGAGCUUAUGGAGGCUAUUCAGAAACAAGAGGAGAUCAACCUGCGCUUACAGGAUUAUAUCGACCGUAUUAUUGUAGCCAUUAUGGAAACCAACCCAGCCAUUCUGGAAGUGAAAUUCCAUUAACUCUCCAGCGAGUUCUGGUAGGAGGAUGAAGCUCUGCCCAUGAUCCAGGAUGCAGAGGAGGCAGAUGUGAUCCCCGACAUGCUGGUCCCCCCAUAGAUGCAUUCGGGCUCAGCCUAGCACACUCUGGCGGUGGUGAUGAUCAACCUGCACGGAGAAUCCUGCUGUGCACCUGAACCCCAUCUGUCUUAGCCACAUCUAAGAGUACAUGGAAGGAUUCUGCCGGGUUUCAGUCUCCACGUAUCGCCUGAGGAAUCAUCACAGCCUGUGUAUAAUUUCCCCAAACGUAGAGGAAUGUACAACGGAUGUCGUGAAGCCUCCCGCACCCCCGCUUUACGUCCCAUUCCUCAUGGGCAGAGCCCAGUUCACGCUAAAUAUCCGAAUGUAUCGCAUCCACUCCUUAGUAAAGGACUUAACUCCGAAUGUGGGUUACUGGACUACAGACUUGAAGGCGGUUGAUUGGUGUAUGUUUAUGUAUAUAUUGCGUCAAUGCACAAAUGUAUAUAUGGUGUUGGUGCACAUGUGACCUGUUUGCAACAGCAGCACAGAGGAAUCCAGCAGUAAUAAUGUUAAUAAAUCAUUUGUUUUCGCAUUCA
This is a messenger RNA of Nanorana parkeri, 3041 nucleotides long. It is a transcript of the gene RAB11FIP3, whose product is annotated as RAB11 family interacting protein 3. Gene Ontology annotation, biological process: endocytic recycling; regulation of cytokinesis. Gene Ontology annotation, molecular function: calcium ion binding. Gene Ontology annotation, cellular component: recycling endosome membrane; midbody; cleavage furrow. Bases 106 to 2448 code for a protein of 780 amino acids. Lineage: Eukaryota; Metazoa; Chordata; Amphibia; Anura; Dicroglossidae. The record is from RefSeq and is a predicted model, not a curated record. The transcript has 16 exons.